AUGAGCUUCACAGAUAAGACUGAAACUUUCGUCCAAUGGUUGAAGGAUAAUAAAGUCGAGAUUUCCGAUAAAGUCGAGAUUAAGGAUCUCAGAAGCAUCGGUCAAGGAAGGGCGCUUAUGGCCAUUGAGGAUAUCGCCUCAGAUGAAGAUCUAUUCAAGCUUCCUCAAGAAGUAUUCAUCAACGCUACAAAUAACUCCUUGAUAAAGGAAUACCCUGAUUUGAAAGAUAAGAUUUUGGACCUUCCUCAAUGGGAAGCACUUAUCUUGGUCCUUGUGUACGAAUGGCAAGUCAAAGGGAAAGACAGUAAAUGGGCACCUUACUUCGACAUACUUCCCAUAGGCGAUUCCGAGAACUACAAGUUCGAUCAGCUUGUGUUUUGGUCUGAGGAAGAAAUUGACCAUUUGAAGCCAUCGUAUAUUGUCAAGCGCAUCGGCAAGGCUUCGGCGGACGCUCUUUUGCAAAAGGUCAGAGACAUUGCAGCGUCUUUUGGUAUCGAUAUCUUCGAAAACAUGUCCCAGUCGGAUUUGCAUAAGACUGCAGCACUCAUCAUGUCAUACUCCUUUGAUGUUCAAAGAGACAAUGGAAAUGCCCAAGAUGAAGACGAUGAAAUAGACAGUCCCGAUGUUAGAAACUCGUCCUUUAUCAAGAGUAUGCUUCCAUUAGCUGAUACACUAAACGCUAACACGAGCCACCACAAUGCAAGCCUUAUACAAGAUAAUGAGUCCCUCGUCAUGCGUUCUAUUAAGCCCAUUGAAAAGGGCCAGCAGAUAUACAAUACCUACUCGGACCACCCUAAUGCUGAGAUUCUCAGAAGAUAUGGCUACGUCGAACCGGAGGGUUCUACCUCGGAUUUUGGGGAAGUUUCUCUUGACUUGAUCAAGAAAUAUUUUGUGGAAUCCACUUCCCUUCUGGCCACCAACGUGGAAGAGAUAAUAAGCAUUCUUUUGGAAAUCCAAGAAGAGGAAGACGAAGAAUUCAUCGUGGACACUUUUGAUUGUUAUGUUUCAGGAGAGGUCAUAUUCGAGAUGUGCUUUUUGGCUCAGUUACUUACCGUACUUGCAAAGAUCAAUGAUAAGACACCCUUCAACGACGAGUCACUGGAAAACAAAGCGCGUGGUAUAAGAAGGGUUUUCAAAAAGUGCUACCAACUAGUUGAGUCUGGGAAGCUAACCGAAUCGCUUAAAGAAAGCUUGUUUAAAAUUUUAGACCUUCGUAUCUCUGAAUACCCGGAGGUAGGUGUGAACUUCGAUAGGUCACAACCUCAGACUAGGGAAUUCAUGGCGGGGAUUGUCCUCCAAUCCGAACUAAAAGCUUUGCGGGAAUGCGCUAAAGGCGAAAAGCUCUUCUCCAUCGGUGAUACCCACUACACAUUCAUCCCGGACGAAAAGCUCGUCAACAACAUCAUGAAGAAGAGUAUUUUCUCUGAAGCUCUGUCGAAGAAGCAAAAAGUUUAA
Messenger RNA from Candidozyma duobushaemuli, 1455 nucleotides. RefSeq names its product ribosomal lysine N-methyltransferase (gene RMS1). Gene Ontology annotation, biological process: peptidyl-lysine monomethylation. Bases 1 to 1455 code for a protein of 484 amino acids. NCBI's taxonomy places the organism in Eukaryota, Fungi, Ascomycota, Pichiomycetes, Serinales, Metschnikowiaceae. The record is from RefSeq and is a predicted model, not a curated record. Gene Ontology annotation, cellular component: nucleus. The transcript has a single exon. Gene Ontology annotation, molecular function: protein binding; protein-lysine N-methyltransferase activity.